Salvia hispanica is the source of this 1399-nucleotide messenger RNA. RefSeq lists its product as uncharacterized. Lineage: Eukaryota; Viridiplantae; Streptophyta; Magnoliopsida; Lamiales; Lamiaceae. The record is from RefSeq and is a predicted model, not a curated record. Gene Ontology annotation, cellular component: NSL complex.
UCUUUCGCCAUUGCAACUGCUUAAAAUAUGAACGGAAAUUCAAAUAAAUUCAAGCAAGAAAAUAAAAAGAAAUAGCUUUGUCAAAUUGUACGCAGUGCAUCACUUGUUGUACAUCCUUGGAGGUCUAUAAAACCCUACAAACAGCUCCGCAAGCGUAAAUUUCACUGAGAGAGAGAUACGCGAUUCCCAAAUUCUCUCCGUCUCCAAUCCUCUACACCUCCCCAGUCGCCGCCGUGAGCUGUCCGAGCCACCACCGCCACGAAGCCAAGCUUUCCACACGCACGGCCGCCGAAAUGCCGGACCCCUCGCCGUCGUCCUCCGCCGGCCCAAUUCGCAUCGACGGAGCCGAACAGGACGCCGCCCUUUCAAAAUCGGAGUUCCUGACCCGAUCCGAACUCAUCAAUCGGCGUUACCGGAGAGCGAAGCAGCUCGAGGGGAUUUACCGCGACCAUUAUUGGGCGUUGAUGGAAGAGCUGAAAUUGAAGUACAGGGAAUACUAUUGGGAGUAUGGGAAAAGCCCCUUCGUUGAAGAUGAGGAGAAUGAGAGGAUCAAUUCGAGCCGCGCUGAUGGCGCGCCCGGACUGGCUGCGGAUAAUGGAAAUGGAAAUGGCAAUUUGGGGGUUAAUGGUGGGAAUGGGAAUACGAUUGGGAAUGCAACCGGUAGGUGUGGUAUGAACGGCUGCAAGGCAAAGGCGAUGGCGUUAACAAUGUUUUGUCAUAUGCAUAUACUGUCUGAUUCCAAGCAGAAGCUGUACAAGGCUUGCGUUUUCGCUAUAAAGAGUUCAACUACAGGACCUAUACUAUGUGGAAAACCAAUACUCAGAUCAACAGUCCCUUCUUAUUGCUCUGUCCAUUUCCAGAAGGCUGAAAAGUAUAUGGUGCGCCUUCUCAAGAAGUCGGGCCUCAACAUCGCCUCGACGAGUAAGCUUGCUCCCAAGCUCCAUGUCCUCGUAGCUGACUGGAUCCGGAGAAUCCAACAGAAAAGGAGAGCUGCAGAGGCUAGAGCAUGUCUGGAGAAUGCAGAGAUCAUUGAGGAGGAUCACAAGCCUUGAUUCCUAUAAAUUCAUUGAUUUCUUGAUCAAGUUGAUGAAUCUGCAAAUUCUAGCUCUAGAUUUGAAGUUAGUGAAUAGUCUUAUGGCUGAGAACUAUUGAGUCAAUCUUGAUUGUUGUGUAGCUUGAGAGGUUUGGCUUUGUUAGGUUGAAAAUUCUUGUCUAUAGUAGAGGAAAAAGGCUUGCUUGUUCAAUGAAACAAUAGAGAGUCGCCGACGCCCUACGCUGCCGGAACCAUCAUAACGUGAGAAAUAAACGCUGCACGCCGGUGGGAUUGAUGGGCUAUGUGCAUACAAUUAAAACAAUAAUCUUUGAUGAAUGCCAAAUGAAUUAAUGUGGUUGAUGAUCU